AUGUCGACUACAGCUACAGUAGCACCCAAGAGGAAGUUGAGGCCCGCUCGAAAGCAAGUCGCCGAGGGAGAAGUAGACAAGAGCGAGGCUAUUCAACCGGGAAAAGAGUACAAUAUAUGGUAUAAUAAGUGGGCAGGAGGGGAUAAGGAAGAUGCUUUGGCGAAUAAAACGUUAUCUCAGACACGAUGUAUAAUAGCUAGAGACGCUGGAUAUACUAGAGCGGAUGCUACGGGCAACAAGUAUUGUUGUUUGUUCUUCGCCAGAGGAUGCUGUCCAUAUGGACACGAGUGUAAUUACCUUCAUAGAUUACCUUUACCCAAUCAUCAACUGCCAGACAACUCUCGAGACUGUUUUGGAAGAGAGAAACAUGGUGAUUACAGGGAUGAUAUGGGUGGUGUGGGAUCUUUCAAUCGAGUGAAUAGGACAUUAUAUGUAGGGAAAAUACACGAAAGUCCAGAUAAGAAGCAAACUGAGGAGACGCUCUUGAGGCAUUUCGGAGAAUGGGGGAAGAUAUUAAGAUGGAAUAUACUAUAUAAUCGAGGUGUGGCGUUCGUGAUGUACGAUUCAGAGCUGAACGCUCAAUUCGCAAAAGAGGCCAUGGCAAAUCAGAGUAUGGAUGGUGAUGAGAUAUUGAACGUUAGAUGGGCAACUGAGGAUCCUAAUCCAGGAGAGAAGAAGGCCGAAGCCAGACGUAUUGAAGAUAUGGGACAGAAAGCCAUUGCAGGAAUGUUGGAUGAAGAUUUGGUGGAAGCUGCACAAACAGUCAGAGCAUUGGAAGAAGGGGACGAACAGGACUUUUAUCAUAUCGAACAAUCGAAGGAUAACGAAGAAGAUGAAGAAGAAGUACCUGAACAGCCUAACGACGAAGAUGAGAAAGAGCCAGGAAGACCAAUAAAGAAAGUUAAAAAUACCAAUGGAGGAUUCUUCGAUGCGGACGCAUUGGAUAAUCUAAAGUUCUAUGCUGAAUUAGCUAAGAAGCAGGCGCUGGAGGACCAAGAAAGAGUGAAAGAGAGGAAAGUGCCAGCGAAACCCGCCGGGAUGGCUUCGCUUUUAGGUGGAUAUGGAAGUGGAGACGACAGUGAUUAG
Messenger RNA from Kwoniella botswanensis, 1086 nucleotides. Its product is annotated as pre-mRNA-splicing factor CWC2. The transcript has 7 exons. Lineage: Eukaryota; Fungi; Basidiomycota; Tremellomycetes; Tremellales; Cryptococcaceae. Gene Ontology annotation, cellular component: U2-type catalytic step 2 spliceosome; Prp19 complex; U2-type catalytic step 1 spliceosome. The record is from RefSeq and is a predicted model, not a curated record. Gene Ontology annotation, molecular function: pre-mRNA binding; U6 snRNA binding; metal ion binding. Bases 1 to 1086 code for a protein of 361 amino acids.